Parasteatoda tepidariorum (common house spider) is the source of this 756-nucleotide messenger RNA. NCBI's taxonomy places the organism in Eukaryota, Metazoa, Arthropoda, Arachnida, Araneae, Theridiidae. The record is from RefSeq and is a predicted model, not a curated record.
CACUUGAAAAAGAAAUUUCAGCUUAUAACUCUAAAUAUUCAAAAAAAUUAGAGUUAAGAGAGCUGUAAUCAAGAAACAUCAGUUACCAUUUAACUCUCAUCAUUCAACAUUUUGAAAGGAUAAAUAAAUACUAAUGGUGAAAUAAAGUAUUAGUAAACAACGUAGCUUUAAAAGAAAAAUUCGUUAAGAUUUUUUAUCACGAGAAAAUAGCUGAAUUUACGUAAGAAAACAAAUUCGAGCAUGACACCAUGUUUAAUGGUGUUUUUUCUGUUUCUGAUUCUUCGAUGCUCUUAUAGCAAGCCGUAUAGACCUCUUUAUUACACGGAAACGUACGGUGCACCUAGGAUUAGAAUAGUCUAUUUAUAUGAUGAUGAUUAUGAUGAUGAUGAAAAUUCAACUGCUGCCACAACACUAAAAAACAGACGUAAAACAACCACCAUUGUUGGUUCUACAACAACAAUUGCAGAACCAAUGACAGAGAACCCAACCACAACUGUUGUACCAACUGUUCCCGAAUCAACAACAACUGAGCGCAUCACAAAAACAACAAUUGCAGAAUCAACAACAACUGAGCGCAUUACAACAACAACAAUUGUAGCAUCAACAACUACCACAACUGAUGUACCGACUGUUGCUAAUGUAACAGCACCUGAAAGCUCCACAACUGCGAAAUCAACAAAAACAACUCGGUCUACAACAAAAGCGAUGAGUUCGACUUCGAAGAUUGCUUCUCAAGUAAUAGGUAAUUCUGAUUGA